GUAAAACACCAUUCAAUCCCUUCAAUGCACUUGGCUGCAAGUACAGAGUUACUGUAGAGCUGUAGUGACCGCAAAUAAGAAGAGGGCAAAGCCCAAAACCCUACACGUAUUCUAGAUCGGAGCCGCAGCUACAGAAAAUGGAGGGUAUCGGAGUGUUGCUGUCGUGCUCGAUGGACCCGUACCUGGAACAAGAACUCGACAAGCGAUUCAAGCUUUUCCGGUUCUGGAGCUUCUCGCAGAAGAACAAAUUCCUGAGCGCGAACGCCAACUCGAUCCGCGCCGUCGUAGGAAACGCCGCUUUCGGCGCUGACGCGGAGCUUAUUGACGCGCUUCCUAAGCUGGAGAUCGUGUCUAGUUUCAGCGUCGGGUUGGACAAGAUCGACUUGGCCAAGUGUAGGGAGAAGGGGAUUCGGGUCACCAAUACCCCCGACGUGCUGACGGAGGACGUCGCUGACCUAGCGAUCGGGCUAAUGCUGGCAGUUCUCAGAAAAAUUUGCGAAUGCGAUCGACAUGUGAGGAAAGGAUUGUGGAAGAUGGGUAACUUCAAACUGACCACCAAGUUCAGCGGCAAAACUGUUGGGAUUAUAGGUCUUGGAAGGAUUGGGCUAGCAAUUGCGAAGAGAGCAGAAGCUUUUGAUUGUCCAAUCUGUUACCAUUCCAGAACAGAGAAACAAAACACCAAUUACAAAUAUUACCCAAGUGUGGUUGAGCUUGCUUCCAAUUGCCAGAUUUUAGUCGUUGCUUGUGAGUUAACUCCACAAACUCGCCACAUCGUCAACCGUGAAGUUAUCAAUGCACUGGGCCCGCAGGGAGUUCUCAUCAACAUUGGUAGGGGUCCACACGUUGACGAGCGUGAGAUUGUAU
Messenger RNA from Cuscuta europaea, 864 nucleotides. The record is from the annotation of a GenBank genome assembly. Lineage: Eukaryota; Viridiplantae; Streptophyta; Magnoliopsida; Solanales; Convolvulaceae.